AUGCCGGACGAUGCGUCCACGAUUACCCCACUCAACGCUGCAUCUCGAUCAGUGUUCCCAACAGGUCCCAGCUUCACUCUUGAAGACUUCUCCAGUCGCGACUUUAUUGUCAAGGAAUUUAUCGAGGCGCUUUCGGACUCCGCCAUUUCGAAUCGUCGUUCUACAAUCACUCCCACAACCGGAAACCAACCGUUUGACCCGAAGCCACUUAUCAGGACUCUUGAGCACGCACAGCGGCGACUCGGUGAAAUCUCCGGCGACCUAGAGAUCAGAGAAAAUGAACUGUCUGCAGCAGUUCGCAGGGCCGAGGCACAGCAUUCCCAGAACCUCAAUACACUGGGUAAAAAGCUAAAACAGACAAUCGAGUCUUUCCAGCAGCUCGACACCUCGCUUAAUGGUGCUGAGCUAUCAGGUGUAGAGCUUUCCGGGGCUACCGGGAAUAUGGCAGUCGAGACUGGAAAGAAGUUGGAGGAAUUAGACCGCCAAAGACGCCGGGCGCUUGAUGCCCGCUUUCUGCUCGAGUGUUGGGAUGGUGUGAGCAAUAGAGGCGAGCUAACGCUUCUAGAGAACCUGAGACGUUCUGGAACUGGUGAAGCUAAAGUACGGUCGGCACAGAUCGCGCGGCAACUGCUUCGAAUAAGCCAGAGACUCGAUACCGAGAGUUGGAACGAUUCGAGGAAUGGGACCAGGCGGAACACUCGUGAGAUCAUUGAAAAGUUUUCCGAAACUUUGGAGAAUGAUUUGUUAAAGCAAUUUGAUGACUUCUACCGCAAGGCAAAUUUUGAAGGCAUGAAGGACUGCGCAACUGUACUUCAGGAUUUCAACGGUGGUGCUAGCGUCAUUGCUUUGUUCGUCAACCAACAUCAGUUCUUCAUCGAUCGAAGUCAGCUAGUUACAGAAGAAGUAGGAGGUGAUCUAGAGACUUGGGAGAUGCUCGCAGACCCCGAUGCCGAACCUCUGAAAGUGGAACCUAGCCUUCAGUCUUUGAUCGACGAAGUCAAGGUCGUAGUGCAAGAGGAAUCAGCCAUUAUCCGGCGGGCGUUUCCGUACUAUGAGCAGGUCCUCGGGAAGUUCUUGCAACGCGUGUUUCAACAGUCUAUUCAACAGAGAUUAGAAAUGGUCUUGGAAAAAGCAAACAGCGUCUCAUCACUAGCAUUUUUACGAUCUUUACAGAGCUCUCGAAGUUACAUCAGUGCUCUUGUUGAUGAUCUGAAAAGCCAUGGGCUGACUGAACACCCGGAUCCAAUCUCUUCACAAACGGCUUUGGUCCUUGACCAGCAGCUGGAAGAUUUGUUCGUACCUUAUUUUGUUGGGUCGUCAUAUAUAGAGAGGGAGAGAAGGACACUGGAAGAACUCUAUACGUCCUUGCUGUUCAAGUUCACUACCUUCCAUGCGCGCAGGAAAAAGGCGGCAACGACUUUCAUGGCUUCCCUUUCCAAGUCCGGUACUGAAAUGCUAUCUUCGGCUCGUGACGCGUAUUUGGGUCGCCUGGAGUCUUCGGAAUUUCCUCCGACCCAAAGAAGAAUGCUACUCCAAGUGGCAGGGUUGAGAGAGUCUAGCGAUCUUACAAAGCCUACUGAUAUCAAACUGACUGAGGAAGACGGCAUCCCGAGCAUAUCUUCUGCAAAGAGGAUGCUUAAGUGGCUUGCCGAAGCAGUUGGAAGAGGCUUAGAGCUUAGCGUGAAUAGUGAAACCCCAAAGGAUAUGCUUGCACUGUUAACUCUCCUCCUUUCAGUAAUGGGAGAAGGGUUCAUUGAAGUGUCUCUAGAUGCAGCACUGGAAGCAGCAACAUCGCAAGAGUCCGGAAGAGCAGAGCCAGAUUUUGCAUAUCUACCAGCUAUUCGAAAUGCUAUUGGUAUUGCGAACUUGAUGGUUAUGUGCAUAAAUACUUUGCUCAUUCCUCUUGCGGCGGGUAGUAUCACUAUUCGACGGGAGAUGGAGAAGAAGACAAAUCUCAUCACUAUGCGCAUAGAAGAGAAAAUCAACGUACUCGAGCAGAAGGUCAUUGACAAUACACUAACAUGGACUGGAAAACUCUUGUCUGGCCAAAAGAAAAAUGAUUUCCGACCCAAGGAGGGUGAUAGUACGGCUUGGUUGGAAAAGCUACAAACACCUACCUGUGCUGCAAUCUGCACAUUCUUGACUCGUGUGCAUAACGUGGUGAAGACAUCCUUGCCGCCCAGUGGCUCCAAUAUUCGCCAGCUGCUGACCGAAGUCGCUAUUGGAACGCGUACUCUCCUGCUAGAUCACUUCAAGCGGUUCGUUGUCAAUGGGCCUGGUGGACUUAUGGUUACCAAGGAUAUGACGCAAUAUACGAAUCUCCUCAAGUCCUGGGACAUCGAGGAACAGGUCAAAGGAUCAAGCGGUACGCUGGACGUGCUGCUGGAAGUGGGUAACCUCUUUGUUAUCGGCUCUGAAGCUUUGCGCGAAAGAAUUCGUGGUGGUACUGGGAGUGGUACUGGUGGAAGCGCUGGGAAUAACACUGGAACUAGCCCUGGGCGAAGCCUCGGGGGUUCUGGCCAGACGGAAACAGGCCUUAGCGUACAGGAGGUCAGGGCCUAUGUUUCCCGCAGAGAAGAUUCCAAUACAGCUGCGUUGCAGAGUGUUCUUAAUAUUUUGUGA
Aspergillus niger is the source of this 2622-nucleotide messenger RNA. RefSeq lists its product as uncharacterized. Gene Ontology annotation, cellular component: exocyst; cytoplasm. Lineage: Eukaryota; Fungi; Ascomycota; Eurotiomycetes; Eurotiales; Aspergillaceae. Bases 1 to 2622 code for a protein of 873 amino acids. The transcript has 3 exons. Gene Ontology annotation, biological process: Golgi to plasma membrane transport; exocytosis. The record is from RefSeq and is a predicted model, not a curated record.